AUGAGCGAUAACUAUCGUUUGUCGCGAGUCAAAUCAGCGGCCAUUGUCCGGUCCAACUCCCUCAGCUCUCGGCCGACGGUUCUUGUAAGUCGAAAGGAAGGCCAUUCAUUAUUUGCAGCUCACGAGAACUCAUUCUGUUCCUGAUCUCACUGAGCAUAUCCGCGUCAGUCCCCACUACAAGCCCCAGUGGACGAUCACCAGCCAGUUCCCCUACCGACGCUACAGAGACUACAGUCUUGUAAGUUGACAUUACAAAUACAUAACUGGCUUUACAGUAUGACGACUACUGGUACGACCGAUACCGCUACUUCAGCCCCCUCUACUCCCGCACGCUUUUCCCAAGAAGAUACGCCUACAGCGACCACAUCCCCAACCCCUACUACUGGAGCUACCCUGACACCUACUGGACGCGAUACAAGAGCUACUUGUAAGUGAUUGCAUUCCUUAUGAACUCAUUUAACAACUGAUACUUUAUGAUGAUUGAUGUUGCAGAUACGACUAUCAGAACCCCUACUCGAACUACUAUCGGUCGGUGGUACCCUUCUUUGACCCCAUCUUCAAGUCGUCCUACUACUCGCCCUAUCGCUCGCUGUUAUAUCGCUGA
Messenger RNA from Bursaphelenchus okinawaensis, 604 nucleotides. NCBI's taxonomy places the organism in Eukaryota, Metazoa, Nematoda, Chromadorea, Rhabditida, Aphelenchoididae. The record is from the annotation of a GenBank genome assembly.